AUGUACCCGCAGCGCCAUCCUCACCACCUUUGCCAAGGAUGGCGACGCAUGACUUCACCGGGGGGUGGGGCCGAGGCCGGCGGCGAGCAGCACCACAAGCAUAUGGAGCAGCUCGCCCAGCUCGGCGCCGUUGCAGCCGGAGCGUACGCGCUGCACGAGAAGCACAAGGCGAAGAAGGACCCCGAGAAUGCGCGGUCACACAGGAUCAAGGAGGAGAUCGCAGCCACGGUCGCAGUUGGGAGUGCCGGCUUCGCCUUCCAUGAGCACCACAAGAAGAAAGACGCUAAGAAGCAUGGCCACCACCAUUGA
Triticum turgidum subsp. durum (durum wheat) is the source of this 309-nucleotide messenger RNA. Lineage: Eukaryota; Viridiplantae; Streptophyta; Magnoliopsida; Poales; Poaceae. The record is from the annotation of a GenBank genome assembly.